AUGCACCGCAAGCUCCCGCCAUUACCUCAGCUCACACUCCGCCGCCGCCGCUCUUCCUCCUCCGCCUCUCCUUCUCCGCCGCCAUCUCGCCGUCUCCCUCCCCCGGUUCCGCUCCGGGACCUCCUCGCCCACCGCUUCCCGCCCCCGCCCCCGCCCCCGCCCCCGGAGCCGGACCGGCCUCCCCUCUCGCGACCGCCGCGACGUCCUCACGCCGCCGAAGUCCUCCUCCCACGCCGCGACGCCUCGCCGGAGAGCCUCCACCUCGAUAUCUUCAAGAGGGGCCUCACCCAUGACCUCUUCCUCGCCAACCGUCUCGUCAACUCCUACGCCAAGGGCGCGCGCCUGGACGCCGCUCGCCGGGUGUUCGGCGAAAUGCCGGACCGGAACGCCGUUUCUUGGACCUGCCUCAUGUCUGGGCAUGUGCUGUCCGGGCUCCCUGAGGAGGCCUUCGAGAUGUUCCGCGCCAUGCUUCGGGAGGGACCAGAGUGCAGGCCAACGUCGUUCACCUUUGGCAGUGUGCUCCGGGCAUGCCAGGAUGCGGGGCCAGACUGGCUGGGCUUUGCCGCGCAGGUCCAUGGAUUGGUCUCUAAGACCGUGUUCACUUCAAACACCACGGUGUGCAACGCCCUGAUCUCGAUGUACGGUAGUUGCUCCGUUGGUUCACCGAUCCUGGCAAAGCGUGUGUUCGAUACCGCACCAGUCAAGGACUUGAUCACAUGGAACGCCAUGAUGUCUGUGUAUGCUAAGAAAGGGGAUGCAAUUUGCACGUUUAACUUGUUCAGGGCUAUGCAGUACGAUGCUUCAGCGAUUGAGUUGAGGCCAACAGAGCAUACUUUUGGGAGCUUAAUCACCGUGACUUAUCUUUCCUCAUGCAGCUCUGGAGUGCUUGAUCAAUUGUUUGUGAGGGUCCUCAAAUCCGGCUGCUCAAGUGAUCUGUACGUAGGCAGUGCUCUAGUCAGUGCAUUUGCGAGACAUGGCAUGCUUGAUGAAGCAAAGGACAUUUUUCUCAGUCUGAAAGAGAGAAAUGCAGUUACUUUGAAUGGCCUGAUAGUGGGUUUGGUCAAGCAGCAAAAUGGUGAAGCAGCAGCAGAGAUUUUCAUGGGAACAAGGGAUUCUGCUGCCAUUAAUGUGGAUACUUAUGUUGUGUUGCUUAGUGCAAUAGCUGAGUUUUCUACAGCAGAACAAGGGUUGAGGAAAGGUAGGGAAGUCCAUGGGCAUGCGCUCAGAGCUGGACUUAUUUUUAUGAAAAUUGCCAUUAGUAAUGGCCUAGUUAAUAUGUACGCCAAGUGUGGUGCCAUUGAUAAAGCCUGUAGAGUUUUUCAGCUGAUGGAAGCAAGGGAUCGGAUUUCAUGGAACACCAUUAUCGCUGCUCUUGAUCAAAAUGGGUACUGUGAAGCAGCAAUUAUAAACUACUAUUUAAUGAGACAAGAUUGUAUAAGUCCAUCAAACUUUGCAGCAAUUAGUGGCUUGAGUUCCUGUGCUGGUUUGAGACUUUUAGCUGCAGGCCAACAAUUGCAUUGCGAUGUUGUAAAGUGGGGACUAUAUUUGGAUACCUCUGUUUCAAAUGCUCUGGUUAAAAUGUAUGGAGAAUGUGGAGCUAUGUCGGAAUGCUGGGAAAUUUUCAACUCUAUGUCUGCACAUGAUGUAGUUUCUUGGAACUCUAUCAUGGGUGUCAUGGCUGGUUCACAAGCACCUAUUACUGAAUGUGUACAAGUUUUCUCCAAUAUGAUGAGAAGUGGUUUGGUUCCAAAUAAAGUGACGUUUGUUAACUUACUGUCUUCUUUGAUUCCAUUGUCUGUUCUUGAACUUGGAAAGCAGAUUCAUUCUAUCGUGUUGAAGCAUGGAAUUACAGAAGACAAUGCGGUAGAUAAUGCACUCAUAUCAUGCUAUGCAAAGUCAGGAGAUGUGGAUUCUUGUGAACAACUGUUUUCUAAAAUGUCUGGCAGAAGGGAUUCUGUCUCAUGGAACUCAAUGAUUUCAGGAUACAUCUAUAAUGGACAUCUACAGGAGGCUAUGGACUGUGUUUGGCUUAUGAUGCAUAGUGACCAAAUGAUGGAUCACUGCACCUUCUCCAUUGUACUGAAUGCUUGUGCUUCUGUGGCAGCAUUGGAGCGUGGAAUGGAAAUGCACGCUUUUGGUUUAAGGUCACACCUGGAAUCAGAUGUUGUGGUUGAGAGUGCUCUAGUUGAUAUGUACUCCAAGUGCGGAAGGAUAGAUUAUGCUUCAAAGGUAUUCCAUUCCAUGACCCAGAAAAAUGAGUUCUCAUGGAACUCCAUGAUUUCUGGUUAUGCGAGACAUGGUCUUGGGAGGAAAGCUUUGGAGAUAUUUGAGGAAAUGCAAGAGAGUGGAGAAAGUCCAGACCAUGUCACGUUUGUAAGUGUUUUGUCUGCCUGUAGUCAUGCUGGUUUGGUUGAAAGAGGUCUUGGCUACAUUGAAUUGAUGAAGGACCAUGGUAUAUUACCCCAGAUUGAGCAUUAUUCGUGUGUUAUAGACCUUCUUGGUCGAGCUGGUGAGCUCAAGAAGAUACAAGAGUACAUGAAAAGAAUGCCAAUGAGACCAAAUACUUUCAUAUGGAGGACGGUAUUAGUUGCUUGUCAACAAUCGAAAGACAGUGGCAAGAUAGAUCUUGGGAGAGAAGCUUCAAUGAUGCUUUUGGAACUAGAACCUGAAAAUCCUGUGAAUUAUGUUCUUGCAUCCAAGUUUCAUGCAGCAAUAGGAAGGUGGGAAGAUACAGCCAAAGCACGGGCUGCAAUGAAGGGAGCAGCAGUAAAAAAAGAGGCAGGUCGUAGUUGGGUGACCUUAUGUGAUGGAGUUCAUACCUUCAUUGCUGGUGACAGGUCACAUCCAAACACCAAAGAAAUCUAUGAAAAACUGAGCUUUUUGAUUCAGAAGAUAAGGAAUGCAGGUUAUGUUCCAUUGACAGAAUAUGUCUUACAUGAUCUGGAUGAAGAAAAUAAAGAAGAGUUGCUAAGCUACCAUAGCGAAAAGCUUGCGGUUGCUUUUGUUCUGACUCGCUCCUCCUCAGGUGGCCCCAUAAGGAUCAUGAAAAACCUUCGGGUUUGCGGAGAUUGCCAUACAGCUUUCAAAUACAUUUCUCAAAUUGUUGGCCGGAAAAUCAUUUUAAGGGAUUCAAUCCGGUUUCAUCAUUUUGAGGAUGGGGAAUGCUCUUGUGGGGACUACUGGUAACUUGUUUAUAAUAACAGUAUCAGGAGCAGGCUUUUCUUAACUUCUUUGAGGUGCAGUACCAUAUUACCAGGUACAUGGUUUUCCUAAUCUUCUCAUAUUUGAGGGCAUGCUGGUUGUGACAACCUUACAUCCUGAUCAUUCUGUCUCACCGAUUUGCGGUUAACUAGGUCAGCAGAAAUCUGUUGCUGCAUCUUUCAGGGGGGGAACAUACCUUCCAUUGGAAAUCUCAUUCUUG
This is a messenger RNA of Oryza brachyantha (malo sina), 3421 nucleotides long. Its product is annotated as putative pentatricopeptide repeat-containing protein At5g09950. The transcript has 3 exons. The record is from RefSeq and is a predicted model, not a curated record. Lineage: Eukaryota; Viridiplantae; Streptophyta; Magnoliopsida; Poales; Poaceae. Bases 1 to 3186 code for a protein of 1061 amino acids. Gene Ontology annotation, molecular function: RNA binding; zinc ion binding; protein binding. Gene Ontology annotation, biological process: RNA modification.